This is a messenger RNA of Drosophila miranda, 2374 nucleotides long. RefSeq names its product glycerol kinase (gene Gk2). The transcript has 3 exons. The coding region runs from base 190 to 1920 and encodes 576 amino acids. Lineage: Eukaryota; Metazoa; Arthropoda; Insecta; Diptera; Drosophilidae. Gene Ontology annotation, biological process: triglyceride metabolic process; glycerol metabolic process; glycerol-3-phosphate biosynthetic process. Gene Ontology annotation, cellular component: mitochondrion. The record is from RefSeq and is a predicted model, not a curated record. Gene Ontology annotation, molecular function: glycerol kinase activity.
AUAUUUCACAGUUCCCAGGUAACAACAAUAAGCAAAAAAAACAACAAAAUAAGCAACAAACAAACUUGCACGUUAAACAAACUUGCAAAUAAACCAUACAAAAAUGUCGGAUAUUUAGUGAGAGCGGCCACAACCAGCUCAACUUUCCACGGCGUGGGUGCGAGAGGAGAGUGGCGGGGAGCCAGCAGCAUGACGGAGGGCAAGAACAUACCCAACUCCAGCGCGGAUGUGCCGUUCCGCAGCAAGGAGCUGCGCAAGCAGUCGCUGAUCCAACACACGGGCCUGGUGGGCGUCAUCGACGAGGGCACCAAGACCAUCGGCUUCUCCAUUUACACGACGCCCGACUUCAAGGAGAUCGCCGCUCAUCGAGUGGAGCUGAGCGUGAUAACGCCCCAGGAUGGCUGGUACGAGCAGGAUCCGCUGGAGAUCAUGGCAUCGAUCAACAAGUGUGCCGAGGAGGCCAUCAAGCAGCUGCCAGAGCAGGGCUUCAGCGCCAGCGACAUUGCCUCCGUGGGCAUCACUAACCAGCGCGAGACGACUAUCGUCUGGGACGCCGUCACAGGCAAGCCGCUGUACAAUGCGAUCGUGUGGAAGGAUAUACGCACCAGCAGCACCGUGGAUCAGAUCGUGGCUAAGGUGCAGGACCCGAAUCAUUUCCGCAAUAUCACUGGCUUGCCGAUCUCCACGUACUUCUCGGCCCUGAAGAUCCGCUGGCUGAAGGACAACGUGCCCGAGGUGCGGCAGGCCAUCCGCGGAAAGCGCUGCAAGGCGGGCACCGUCGACAGUUGGAUUGUGUGGAAUCUGACGAACGGUGCCCUUCACAUCACGGACGUGACGAAUGCCUCGCGCACGCUGCUCAUGAACCUCGAAACCCAGAACUGGGACCCCGUGCUGCUGAAGACGUUCGCUAUCAAGGAGGAUAUGCUGCCCACCAUCCGCAGCUGCUCGGAGAUCUUUGGUAAGAUAACCUCGGAACGGAGUCCCCUGCGCGGCAUGACGCUCAGCGGGAUCAUGGGGAACCAGCAGGCCUCGCUGCUAGGCCAGAUGUGCGUCAAGCCGGGCCAGACCAAGAACACGUAUCGCUCUGGCUGCUUCUUGCUUUGCAACACGGGCGACAAGCCCGUCUUUUCGCGCCACGGACUGCUGACCACCGUAGCUUAUAAGCUGGGACCGCAGUCGCCCACGAUCUACGCCAUCGAAGGAGCCGUGUCCGUGGCCGGACAUGCCCUGUCCUGGUUGCAGAGUAAAGUGCGCAUUCUGCCCGACUCCCGGGACGCCGAGAAGUACGCCGAGAUGGUGCCCACGUCAGGGGAUGUCUACUUUGUGCCCGCCUUCACCGGGCUGUACGCUCCCUACUGGCGCCAGAAUGCGCGUGGCAUAAUCAUCGGUCUGACGCAGUUCACGCGAAAGAACCACAUUGUGAGAGCGGCACUUGAGAGCAUCUGCUUCCAGACACGCGACAUCCUCGAGUGCAUGCAUCAGGAGUGCGGCUACGAGAUCAACAAGCUGCAUGCCGAUGGCAAGCUCACGACGAACAACCUGCUGAUGCAGCUCCAGGCAGACACCAUCGGCAUGCCCGUGUUCCGCUCCCAGCUGAUGGACUCGACGGCCUUCGGGGCGGCCAUGUGCGCCGCCCAGGCGGAGGGCAUUGAUCUGUGCAAGUUUGAGCCGGAGAAGCGCUACUACGAGAACGUGCACUACGACACGUUCCUGGCCACCACCACGGAUGUGGAGCGAAAGGAGCGCUACGGCAAGUGGAAGCGGGCCGUCGAACGUAGUCUUGGGUGGGUCAUCAAGCAGAAGAAGACGCGCGAGCACACCGAGGAGAACUACCGCAUGCUGUCGUCGCUCCCAGCGAGUAUAUUCCUCAUCAGCAGUUUUGCGAUGCUGGUGCACUCAUUUGCAGCGACCUCCCAGUAGCACUGCCAAUCCUUUCGUUCCCACUCCAUGACAUUUCGAUCGGUUCUCGGUUGUGAUAAUAACUAUUCUUCCUUUUACACUGUAUGUUUGUACAUAGAUAGCUCUUCAGGAAAUCCCCUCUAAAGGGUCUAAAGAGAGAGAUGGUUGAACGUGCUUUAAACUAUGCAAAUAGUUACCAUAGCCUACGACCUCUAAUCUUAGGCAGAAAGUCAUUUGCUCUAACCUAUUUUAAGUAAACUGUAUCAUUUAGCCUGUGUUUAUUUUAUCGUCCCUCUUCCCAGGUGCGUGUCCUACACCCCCCCGCUUUAUCAACGAAAUUGUAUAUAGCCAAAGGGCACAACGACUCUUAAAAUAAGUAGGUAUCCCACCCCACCCCAGCCCAUAUUUGUACGAGUACGUUUAUAUGUAUAGUGAUUACGUCCCCUAACUAAUAAACAUUGCGAUUUACCAAGAA